AACAGGGUGCCAGGUUCCCUUAGGUAGGCUAGUGCGUUCCCAGACCUCAACAUUCUCUCAAACCCCUUCAUGGGUCUGCUCACUCUUCGGCCGUGCGGUGUCUUCCCACUUCUGACAUCAGUGUAGUGAACUGGGCGGUGAUCUGACUCUGAAUAUCCGGAUUUAUGAUUAUCCAUGCAGCAUUGUAACAAAGCACUGCAGGUAUGAUUGAAUUCUAGUAUAAUUCAUAUUCAUACAAAAUGUGAUCAAUUGUUUGUUUUAUUUAUCAUAUUUAUGGACCUUUGAUUUAUAUAAUAUUUUAGGUAGAGGAAUAGAUAACGUAACAUAUGCGAGCACGCGCCAUAGUGCGCACACAGAAUCGGCAUCAUCAUCAUUUUUUUAGGGGGAAAAAGCACCAAACGUGACUGAAUAUCCGACCAACCUCCUUGACGUCAGAUAGCUGCACUUGCAUGAGAGAGAUGUCGACUUCCUCGAAUUUGGGAUUUCCAAAAGCACAGGAAACAACUAAAGUACAUCAUUUACUUUUUCGUCCGUCGUUUCCAGGUGAAAUGAGGCUCAGCAUUAGACUUGCUUACCUUUUCCUGUAUAACCUGCUUCAGUUCUGUGGGCACACAUGGAUAUUUGCAAACAUGACAGCCAGGUUUCUCACGUUUGGUGGAGACGCGCUUGCUGACACCUUCUAUGCUGUGGGGGUUGUGAUGAGUCUAUGCCAGCUGUUGUCCGUGCUCGAGCUCUUCCACAUCGCUGAUGGGAUCGAGAAGGCACGCCUUCUGCCACGAUUUGUUCAAGUUAUGACCAGAAACUUCCUACUAUUUAUGGUGAUAGUCAGUCAAGAGGAGGUCCAGAGUAAACCAGUUGUGUGUGCACAGUUUUACCUGUGGAAUAUUCUAGAUCUGUUAAGGUACCCCCAUGUUCUCCUGUGUUUGAUGGGCACGGAUUCCUUUGGCAUGCUGUGGGCUCGAUACACCCUAUCCAUCCCCAUCUACAUAAUGUCAGUCAUCACAGAAGGGGCUUGUGUAACAGUGUGGCAUUCACUGAGGGCGAGAGAACUGCGUCUUGAGAAGUGGAAUAAGAAGAUUAAAAGGAAAUGAGGUGGAUUUCUUAUUUUAGGAUAUAUCACUUUGGGAGUUACUUAAGAAGACAUGAAGACAUUAUUACCCAACAGCAAAUGAGAACAUCUUCCUAAGAAGCCUUCUUUGCACAACAUUGCUUUGAUGAGGUCACACUUUCAGAAUAGUUGGAUGAGCAAAAUGUUUAUAAAUGUGUUCAGUUGAGAAACUUGCUGGUCUUUUCUUCCAAGGCUUGAUGUCCAAUCUAAGCACUACUCAGUCUAAAAUGAACAAAACAUCAGAAAAUCAGUUUGUGUUAACAUCUCAAGUGUUUUAAUGAGGAACUCAUGGUUGCACAACAAGUGUUUUUCUCAAUAACGUUAGUAAAGCAAACAAUUCCACAGUACAAUUGGCAGGAAUGAUAAGCUUCCAUAUAUAUAUAUAUAUAUAUAUAUAUAUAUUUAUCAUCUUGUUAUGGGGAAAAUAGAUUGUUUCAUGGCCAAACAAUCCCACUGUCGAAAGCCCACCUUAAAGCCAGGGCAGGCACAGGGGUGUCUAGACUCUCUCCACAAGGCCUUUCCACAGGGCAGGAGUUUUAAAGCUAGAUUACUUAGUUGCUACAUCCAUUUUUAUAUAUACCAAUUGAUUCUUGAAGAAUGUAACUUGCCUCAUGAGCAUAGUUCAAUUGUUGUACUUCAUUAUAAGCUUGUUUUACUCCAAUGUAAAAAAUAAAUAAAGCAAACAAACACUG
Salmo salar (Atlantic salmon) is the source of this 1800-nucleotide messenger RNA. RefSeq names its product 3-hydroxyacyl-CoA dehydratase 4 (gene hacd4). Gene Ontology annotation, cellular component: endoplasmic reticulum membrane. NCBI's taxonomy places the organism in Eukaryota, Metazoa, Chordata, Actinopteri, Salmoniformes, Salmonidae. Gene Ontology annotation, biological process: sphingolipid biosynthetic process; very long-chain fatty acid biosynthetic process; fatty acid elongation. The record is from RefSeq and is a predicted model, not a curated record. Gene Ontology annotation, molecular function: 3-hydroxyacyl-CoA dehydratase activity.